CAGCCAAUUACCCUACCAGCAUGUCUUUGGUCACGUCUCCUGUACUAUGUUCGCAAUCUCUGAUCAUCUCCUGUACUAUGUCCGCAGUCUCUGGUCAUCUCCUGUACUAUGUUCGCAGUCUCUGGUCAUCUGUACUAUGUCCGCAUUCUCUGGUCAUCUCCUGUAGUACGUCCGCAGUCUCUGGUCAUCUCCUGUACUAUGUCCGCAGUCUCUGGUCAUCUCCUGUACUAUGUCCGCAGUCUCUGGUCAUCUCCUGUACUAUGUUCGCAGUCUCUGGUCAUCUCCUGUACUAUGUCCGCAUUCUCUGGUCAUCUCCUGUAGUACGUCCGCAGUCUCUGGUCAUCUCCUGUACUAUGUCCGCAGUCUCUGGUCAUCUCCUGUAGUACGUCCGCAGUCUCUGGUCAUCUUCUGUAGUAUGUCCGCAGUCUCUGGUCAUCUCCUGUAGUAUGUCCGCAGUCUUUGGUCAUCUCCUGUAGUAUGUCCGCAGUCUCUGGUCAUCUCCUGUACUAUGUCUGCAGUCUCUGGUCAUCUCCUUGUAAUAUGUCUGCAGCCUCUGGUCAUCUCCUGUAGUACAUCCGCAGUCUCUGGUCAUCUCCUGUACUAUAUCCGCAGUCUUUGGUCAUCUCCUG
Molecule: messenger RNA, 629 nt
Organism: Staurois parvus
Lineage: Eukaryota; Metazoa; Chordata; Amphibia; Anura; Ranidae
Source: the annotation of a GenBank genome assembly